Penicillium lagena is the source of this 588-nucleotide messenger RNA. RefSeq lists its product as uncharacterized. NCBI's taxonomy places the organism in Eukaryota, Fungi, Ascomycota, Eurotiomycetes, Eurotiales, Aspergillaceae. The coding region runs from base 1 to 588 and encodes 195 amino acids. The transcript has a single exon. The record is from RefSeq and is a predicted model, not a curated record.
AUGAGUGUUAUCGAAUUCCAAGGGUCGAUUGCCGACAGUGCUGUCGGCAAGAUUUCUGCGUGGAAGCAGAGAUAUGUCGGAAAGUGUUACUAUACGCGCAACGCUUCCGAAUCGCACGUUUCGGAAGUCGAACUUAUAGUGAGAGACUUGGUGCAGUCGGACAAAGUGUAUGUCACAGACAUGAUAACGAAACUGUCGUACAGGAGAGAAAAGCAAGGCCAAUGGGAUGUUGGCCUCUACACACUGGAUGUUAUUUUCAGUGGAUUCCUGAGGGGUAUACCAGCGGAGCUGAUUGGGUCGUGGGCACCAAGUGUGUCUAGCGGCAUACAUUACAAUGUACACACGGAGUGUGUAAGUAUCACAAAUCCGGCGAAUUUGUGGGACACGCAAAUAUUGUACGAUUUCGAUGAAGACGAAGACGUCGUAUACAUGAAGAGAUAUUGGCGAAGCGCCGGGAAUUUAGUUCACUGCUCAGCCGUGUGCAAACGGGAAUCAAGGUUCGCGUGCUUUCAGGCCAGUAAGGCUUGGUUGGGCACUAAUGAUCAGCUUAUUAUCCAGGCUGAAAGUUCGAAGAGAUGGUCGAGCUAG